This is a messenger RNA of Myotis myotis, 5804 nucleotides long. RefSeq names its product phospholipase C delta 4 (gene PLCD4). The transcript is spliced from 16 exons. Gene Ontology annotation, molecular function: phosphatidylinositol-4,5-bisphosphate phospholipase C activity; calcium ion binding. Lineage: Eukaryota; Metazoa; Chordata; Mammalia; Chiroptera; Vespertilionidae. Gene Ontology annotation, biological process: lipid metabolic process; intracellular signal transduction. The record is from RefSeq and is a predicted model, not a curated record. The coding region runs from base 1978 to 4266 and encodes 762 amino acids.
GACCCGACCCCGGGCCGGGGGGGUGCAGCAGCAAUUGGCCAGCCUGCCCGGCCUCCAUCCAGGCAUCCCGUGUGCGACCCCCCCGGGGUGUCCCGUGUGCGACCCAACCCGGGGUAGCACCCCAACCCCUGGAUCAGCCCUGCCAUGUGCACGACCUGGGGAGGCGGAGUAGGCACCGAGGGAUCGGGCCUGCCAUCUGCCACCCAGGGAGCAAGCCUAAGCCAGCAGGUGGUUAUCUCCCAAGGGGUCCCAGACUGUGAGAGGGCACAAGUGGGGCUGAGGGACACCCCCCCUCCCCUGCCAGUGCACAAAUAUUUGUGCACCGGGCCUCUCGUUUAUUAUAAAGUGAAGACCCCUUUUAGCACCCAGAACUGGAAAUAGAACUUGGCCAGCUGUUUCAGAAGCCAUAUCUCUGCCUUUUCCAUCACAACUCCUACCUCCUCCCAAAAGUAACCACUAUCCUGACAUUUAUGGUAAUCACUUAGAAGGAUUUUAUUUUAAUGGGACUAAAGUUUAGCUAUAAAUAAUCACUAAUAGUAGAAUAUUAGGCGGUUGAGAGGUAUGUGGGGGAGCCAUCAGAGACAGCCAGAUCUCAGCACACUUAAAAUCACAUCAUUUUAUACAGUUAGUUCACUCUGUGCCCAUAAUUAAGACAGACCUCACUGGAAAAGGAUCCCACAGAAGUCCAAGCAAGUACCAGGCUGUGCCCUAUGCCCUCAGCUAUUUUACUGUCAUCUACUGGUCCAGAAAGAGCCAUACACUGCAGUCUUUCCAAGGCAGAGCAAAAGUAGGUCCCAGCUCACAGUGCUUGGGAGAGUGCAAGGGACUAGUUGUCUUUGCUAAUGAUAUAUGAGUCCAGGACAUUGCCUAAACUUCCCUGGGCCUCAGUUUCUCACUGUGAAGUAUGGGGCCACAAUAAAGCCCUUUACAAUCACCCAUUCCUCUCCUAACUUAGUCCUCUUUCCUCAAUCUUGGUGUCUGUUUCAGCUGCCUAUUCAUUCACCCUUAUAUAAGAAGCUCAUUAUCUUCUUUUCCCAGCUGGGUCUUUCCAGUCUUGUGCUUCUCUUUUUGCCCUUGAUUCUUACACACGGUGAGUGUGCUUCACACACAUCUUUAUAAACAUACAUGUAUGUUCUUGCACAUUGGAGGUGCUGAGAAAAUGCUCAUAGAAUGAAUGAAUGUAAAGGAAGAACAAAUGAAUUCCUGUAUACAUUCCUUAAGUAUUUAGCGAGUGCCUAUUAUAUAUACAAAGAUACAAACCUGUCUCCCUACACUCUAAAGAUCAUUCCUCUCCUCCCUUUCUCCUCAUCUUCCUUUUCCAUCUUACUCCUUUUUUUCUUUCACUGCACCGCGAAGCUAGACUGAGUGCCCUGCAAGGCAGCAUGCAGACAUACAGAAGCAGGCAGGCUGGUGGAAACAGACACCAUGGAAAGAAGCCAGAGGAAAUAAGGGCAAAGACAGCUGUAUAACAUGCAGAGAAACCAACCAGAAUGAAAAGCCGUGAUUCAUGGAGCACUGCAACUCAGACACUCCUUGGAUUUCACUUUGAGAGCUGAGUCUGGAUUGGGGUCAGCGAGGGCUGGCACCAAGAUGAAGGGCAGUCAGGCUCCUCCUCCCUGGAGAUGUGGUGCUCCAAUCCCUCCCCUUAAUCCUUUUCUACCCACUCUAUCCCCACGACUCCCUCACUGACCAGUGUCCUGGGCCUUUAAGAGUUGGGUGGGCUGGACUGAAGAUAGCUCACACUUCCCCCCACCCCACUCCUUCCUUCUGGCUGUAACUCUGCCAGUCACAGCAGCAAACUGCAGUAGAGGAGGGGAGAAAGCCAGCGAGUGCAAGAAGAGCAAAGGAGAAAAGGAGAAAAGGUGCCGGCUGGGUUUCCUCAUCCCACAGUGGAGAGCAAGCACUGCAGAGCUCACAGACACAGGACUGCUAUCCUGCACACGGUGACUCUGGCGCCAGCUGGUGGAGCAGUGGGUGAUGGCAUCCCUGCUGCAAGGCCGGCUGCCCAUCAGUCAAGAUGUGCUGCUGAUGCAGAAAGGUACAAUGAUGCGCAAGGUGAGAUCCAAAAACUGGAAGAAGCUAAGAUACUUCAGACUUCAGGAAGAUGGCAUGACCGUCUGGCAUGCCCGGCAGGUCGGAGCCAGAGCCAAGGCCAGCUUCUCGAUCUCUGACGUGGAGACAGUGCGUAAUGGCCAUGAAUCUGAGUUGUUGCGCAGCCUGGCAGAGGAGUUCCCCCUGGAGCAGGGCUUUACCAUCGUCUUCCAUGGCCGCCGCUCCAACUUGGACCUGGUGGCCAACAGUGUGGAAGAGGCCCAGAUCUGGAUGAAGGGGCUCCAGCUAUUGGUGGACUUUGUCACCAACAUGGAUCAACAGGAGAGGCUGGACCAAUGGCUGAGUGACUGGUUCCAGCGUGGAGACAAAAACCAGGAUGGCCGGAUGAGUUUCCACGAAGUGCAGCGGUUACUACGCCUGAUGAAUGUGGAAAUGGAACAAGAACAUGCCUUUCAGCUUUUCCAGGCAGCAGACACAUCCCAAUCUGACACUCUGGAGGGACAAGAAUUUAUAGAGUUCUAUAAGGCAUUGACUAAGCGUGUUGAGGUGCUGGAACUGUUUGGAAACUUUUCGGCUGAUGGGCAGAAGCUGACCCUGUUGGAAUUUGUGGAUUUCCUCCAAGAGGAGCAGAAAGAAGGAGACCAUGCUUCUGACCUUGCUCUGGAACUCAUUGACCGUCAUGAGCCUUCAGAAAGUGGCAAGCUGCGGCAUGUGCUGAGCAUGGAUGGCUUCCUCAAUUACCUCUACUCAAAGGACGGAGACAUCUUCAAUCCUUCCUGCCUCCCCAUCUACCAGGAUAUGACUCAACCCCUGAACCACUACUACAUCAAUUCCUCUCACAACACCUACCUGGUGGGGGACCAGCUUUGUGGCCAGAGCAGCGUCGAGGGAUAUAUACGGGCCCUGAAGCGGGGGUGCCGCUGUGUGGAGGUGGAUGUAUGGGAUGGACCCAGUGGGGAGCCUGUUGUUUACCAUGGACAUACCCUGACCUCCCGUAUCCUGUUCAAAGAAGUCGUGGCCACUCUAGCACAGUAUGCCUUCCAGACAUCAGACUAUCCAGUCAUCUUGUCUCUGGAGAACCACUGCAGCUGGGAACAGCAGGAGAUCAUAGCACACCAUCUGACCGAGAUCCUGGGGGAUCAGCUGCUGAGCACCACCUUGGAUGGGCAGUUGCCCACUCAGCUGCCCUCACCUGAGGAGCUUCAGAAGAAGAUCCUGGUGAAGGGGAAGAAGUUAAGUACACUUGAGGAGGAUCUUGAAGAAGAGGAAGAGCUAGAGACUGAACUAGAAGGGGAGCAGGAGCCUGAGCUGGAAUCCCAGUUUGAGUCUGAGACCCAGGAGCUGAGCCCUCGCAGCAAGGACAAAAAUGAGAAGAAAUCCAAGGCCAUCUUGUGUCCAUCCCUCUCUGCCCUGGUUAUCUAUACAAAGACUGUUUCAUUCUAUAACUUCACUCAUUCGAGGGAGCACUACCGCUUCUAUGAGUUAUCAUCUUUCUCUGAAACAAAGGCCAAGAACCUCAUCAAGGAGACUGGCAAUCAGUUUGUGCAGCAUAACGCCUGGCAGUUGAGCCGUGUGUAUCCUAGUGGUCUGAGGACAGAUUCAUCUAACUACAACCCCCAGGAAUUCUGGAAUGCAGGCUGCCAGAUGGUGGCUAUGAAUGUGCAGACUGCGGGGCUUGAGAUGGACAUCUAUGAUGGCCUUUUCCGCCAGAAUGGUGGCUGUGGCUACGUGCUGAAGCCAGACUUCCUUCGUGAUACCCAGAGCUCCUUCCACCCGGAGAGGCCCAUCAGCCCUUUCAAAGCCCAGACCCUCCAAAUCCAGGUGAUCAGUGGUCAACAACUCCCCAAAGUGGACAAGACCAAAGAGGGAUCCAUUGUGGAUCCACUGGUGAGAGUGGAAAUCUUUGGUGUUCGCCCAGACACAACCCGGCAGGAGACCAGCUAUGUGGAGAAUAAUGGUUUUAAUCCGUACUGGGGGCAGACACUAUGCUUCCAGUUGCUGGUACCUGAGCUGGCCAUGCUGCGUUUUUUGGUAAAGGAUUACAACUGGACAUCCCGAAAUGACUUUAUCGGUCAGUACACCUUGCCUUGGACCUGCAUGCAACAAGGUUACCGCCAUAUACACCUCCUCUCCAAGGAUGGCACCAGCCUCCACCCAGCAUCCCUCUUCGUGCACAUCUGCAUGCUGGAAGGGCUGAGGGAGGUUGAAUCUUAAGGUGGACACUUCAUGGGAAGGGUGGGUGUACUUGCCUCAGAUGGUAAGAUAACCCUGGAAGGAUGCUCCAGAAAGCAGAGGUGGUGAAAACCAAGCAUGGUUGUGCGUUCCUAAGCAUAAAGUUACCUCACCCUUCCUAACAAGCAAAUCUAGGGCCUGAUUUUUCACCUGCUUUCUCUUCCCUUUCUUCAUUUUCACAAACUUUUGGUUACCUUUCCUGCCCUUCCCUUUUGCGUACUCUAUCCUGGAGUUCCUUCCUUCCUUUGCUGUAGGUUUAGUCCCUACCCAGACCUAGGACUAAUCUCUCUUAUCAACUCUGGCUCCAAGGCAGAUUGCAACUACAAAUCCAGAGGGGUUUGGGGCAAAGAAACCCAGAGGCAUUAUCCCCUCCCCAACAACUUCCUCAAAAGCCAGAGCCAAGGAAAGGAAAAGCCAAGCCUCAAGCCUCCCCAAGCAAAGGCUGGGGAGAGAACUGACCCUAAGACUGUACUGUGACUCUCAAGAAAACACUGCACAGCUCUGAGUCCACACUGGUCUGCUCCUUCCUGGUCCCACCAGUGUUAAUAGAGCUGCUCUCCCUAAUUUGGCUUGAGUAUGAUCUGUCAUUAUUGGGCAAUAAGGGGAAGAAUGAGGGUUGGGGGACAUUUGGGUAGACAGAAAAACAAAAGUUUCCAGGAGUCCCUCUGCAUGUGCUACAUAAGAAUGGUACAGAAGUACAGCUUCUAGGGGUCAGGGCAAAAGGAGCAGAAAAAGGGUUAUGUGAUCCAAAUCCUCCUGAAAAGUUUGCCUGCAACAGUCCUGGUUUAUGACUGCUGUCCCAGCACAAUUAUUAAUAGUACCUUCUUUAAUUUCCCUAGUGUGCCCUAGUUUAGAUGAUUAAUUAGUCACUGUAAGACAUUUAUAGAAUUCUGCAUUAGAGAUUUACCUCCAACCCUGCAAUCAUUUGCCUUUCAUACUAUCUUUAUGCUUGAAUUCUAGUGUAGUCUGAGGAAUGAUGUUUCCAUGAGGAAGCUUAGUGAGUGGCAGUCCUCCCUCUACAGCAAGGGUGGGGAACGUCUGGCCCAUGGUCAGUAUAAGGCUCACAAAAUCAUUUGGUCUUGCUCUGCCAAGGCAUUAGGGGUCAGUUAAUUAAAUGUUUGACCAAAUAUAGCAGGCUAGUUUUAAGUUGAUAAUUUUGUAUGGCCUGUAAAUGUUAUAAAUAAUCCAAAUUGCCCUUGGCAGAAAAAAGGUUUCCCACCCUUGCUCUACAGGUAGUUAAAGUUGUUCAGAAAUAGGGAGAAGAGCAAGGGCCAAGACAGACUCAAGAACAGAGAGAAGGCAGACUUGGGCCUGUUUGAGAAUCAAUCACUCAGUGAAGAUGGAAGGAGAAAAGGAGGCAGAGGUCUAAGAGGAGUUGGGGUAGAUCGAGAUGACAGACUGAAAAUGUUAAAACAGGGAGAUGGACGAGUCUAUAAGCUAGUAAGCAUUCUAUUUAACAUGCUUUACAGAGCGUUAGGCACAACAGCACAUGCAGUUCAGUACAAUUGUUUUAAAAGAAG